AUGCUGCCACCUCAACACGACUUGGAGUCUGCUUCCUCGUCUCGUACCGCGACGCUUGUGGCGCUUGACGGCGCCUCGAUGGACGAUGUCUCUCAGGGCACGCGGAAUCCGACCGACGAUGGUUCGCACUUUCUGAGCCAGUCCUCGGCAUCAGCGCCUACCACAGCAUCCCACGUCUCAAUUCAUUCAACAGCCCAAGGCGAAGAAGACCUGAACGCGUCCAAGACUCGACCACGCCCCUCUACCGCUGCAACGAGUGUCGGUCAGGGGCCUCCCGGGAGUGACGCCCAAUUCUACGAGGGGCACGGCACGGUCGCCUCGCCUUACAUCGUCGACUACGGGGUCGACGACCCUGAGAACCCACUCGAAUGGACCACGCUCAAGCGAUGGUACAUCACAGGCGUCGUCGUAAGUCUUUGGUCCCUCUGUUGUCCUGCACCCCUUUCGUCGCCAAAUGGCGUUGGCCCCCGCCGGAUCUCCGUUCGGACGCGUCGAAGUUGCUUUCGGCGACGAGGAGCGGGGCCGGGUAUUGGCUUGCCGGGUUGGUAAGGCCGGCGAGACCCCGAUGGGGAGCAGUGGCAACACGCGAAUCUCUUGCCUAUCACAAUUUGGCUGACUUCUUUGGAUUUGUGCAUGGCAAUGAUGGGGCACACCAGUCGAUGGGAACACUUGUUGUUGCGUUUGGGUCGAGCGUAUACGCGGGCGCUAUUCCGCAGAUGAUCGUGUACUUUGACAAGACACAAACCUUGUUGACGCUCGGGUUGACUUUUUGUAAGUGAAACGGCGUGUUCCGAUUCAUCCUUCGCUUGCUUCAAUUCAGUGACUGAAGUUUACGGUCAAUAUCUUGUGACCCUCUCAGAUGUUCUUGGCUUUGCGUAAGUCCCCAAGUUGUCGAGUUGGGGGGAACAAGUGGGGGGCGGCUGGCUUGCAGGGAGCCAGGAGCUCGCGCGCCGCCGGCUCCGUCCCUGCCCAACCCCGGCAUCUUGCUUAGCGAUGUUGGCUCGGAGAAAAUACAGGAGCUGAAGAAACAUUUUUUUUCUCCCUGUUCAGUAUGGGCCCCUUGCUCUGGGCCCCCUUCAGCGAGCUGUACGGACGGCGUAUCGUCCUUUUGCCGACCUACACCCUGUUCACCGUCUUCCACAUCGGAUGCGCGCUAGCGCAGAACUAUGAGACGUUGAUGGUCAUGCGAUUCCUCACUGGCUUCUUUGGCUCGAGCCCUCUCACGAACGCCGGCGGUGUGGUCAGUGACAUCUGGGACAGCAAGACGCGCGCGCUUGCUUUGGCGUGGUACAGCUUGGCCCCUUUCGCGGGUCCAGUGCUCGGCCCAAUUUGCGGCGGUUUUCUCGGCAUCAACGAGGACUGGCGGAUCGUCUUUUGGCUCUGCUUUGCCUUCUCUGCAGUACUCCUCGGAUUCAGCUGCACAGUGCCCGAGACGUACACCCCGGUGCUGUUGCGUCGCCGGGCCGCACGCUUGUCCAAGGAAACGGGCGAUCACUACAUCUCGAGGCACGACCUCAACAUCAAGGCGGACGAAACGUUGGCACACAAGCUCCGAAUCAACGUGUCGAGGCCGUUCAUUUUUCUCGUUUAUGAACCGAUUGUGCUCGCGAUGGCGAUUUACGCUGCCAUCAUCUACGCGACGCUCUACUUGAUGUUUCCCGCGUUCCCCAUCGUCUUUGUCGAGAAACGGGGCUGGAAUCUUGGAGAGGCGGGUCUGCCCUUCAUCGGUGUCGGGCUAGGUAUGCUGCUCGGGAUCCUCUUCAACAUCGUCUACAUCAACCCGAAAUACAUCCGCGACAUCGACGCGGCUGGCGGCCACUUGCCGCCAGAAGCCCGUCUUCCCGCGUGCUGUCUGGGCGGGGUGUCCCUUCCCAUCGGCUUGUUCUGGUUCGCAUGGACGGCGCAACCUUCGGUGCACUGGGUCGUGCCAUGCCUUGCUUCGAUACCGUUCGGCUUCGGCAUGGUCAUCGUGUUCCUCUCAAUGAUGUCGUAUCUCGUCGACUCCUAUCUAUGGUUAUGCGCGUCCGCUUUGGCGGCGAACGCGGUCCUGCGAAGCUGUCUCGGUGCGACGUUCCCGCUGUUUGUCAAGGGGAUGUUUGACAAGCUCGGCGUCAACUGGGCGCUGACGUUGGUCGCGUUCCUGUCGCUUAUACUCACGCCGAUUCCGUUCGUAUUCCUGCGGUACGGUGCCCGAAUCCGCGCGCACUCCAAGUACGCCCCGGAUCAUGAGCAUGCGAGUGGGUCCACGCCGGAGACGAUCGUUGAGGACGUUGCCGAGAUGGAACUGCAACAGAAGGAGAUGAAGGCGGUGGACGAGAGGGCCGCACACCCGGACGCCGCCGCUCGCAACGUCUGA
Messenger RNA from Microbotryum saponariae, 2356 nucleotides. The record is from the annotation of a GenBank genome assembly. NCBI's taxonomy places the organism in Eukaryota, Fungi, Basidiomycota, Microbotryomycetes, Microbotryales, Microbotryaceae.